AUGGGUGACAAUAUACCCUAUCGGUCGAAAGACAAGCCUGAAGACUCUUCCCGCGGCGAUGAUCUCGACGACGAGGAAGAGGAAGUUGACGAGACGGGCUACAAGACAGUCCGCGAUGCGGUCCUCUUCGCCAUAGAGGUCAACAAGUCUAUGCUGAAAGUGCCACAGUCGUCGUCCGGCUCGAAGAAAUCAGACAAAACUUCGCCUCUACUGGCAGCAUUGAAAUCUGCAUACCAUCUGAUGCAGCAGCGCAUCAUUGCCACACCCAAGGAUCUGAUGGGCAUCCUGCUGUAUGGCACCGAAGCAACCAAAUUCUACGGCGAGGACGAAAAUUCCAAGGGUGGCUAUUCGUUCCCUAAUUGCUACCUUUUGACUGACCUGGAUGUCCCGGAGGCGGAUGAUGUCAAGGCGCUGAAGGAACUGGUCGAAGCAGAGAAUCCCGAGUCCAAUCGACUUUUUAGACUUGCAGAAGAACCCGUGUCGAUGCACAAUGUCCUCUUCUGCGCCAACCAGAUCUUCCAACAAAAGGCGGCAAAUUUCACGUCGAGACGACUGUUCGUCGUGACGGAUAAUGACGACCCGCAUUCGAGCAGCAAGGAAUCACGUUCACAAGCAACUGUUCGAGCCAAGGAUCUAUACGACUUGGGCGUGACCAUUGAACUGUUUCCCAUCUCUACGGCUGAUCACGCCUUUGACACGAAGUUGUUCUGGGACGACAUUGUCUACCGCUCAUCACCGUCUGACCCUGAAGCCAUCGUUUACAACCCUCCAUCCAUUGUGGACGUUGACGGCUCAAAGAUGGUCAGCGGUGGCGGCGAUGGCAUCACACUACUUCAGUCUCUGUUGUCCAAUAUUCAAUCCAAAAUUGCCCCGAAACGAUCGCUCUUUUCCUCAGUGCCCCUCGAACUUGGUCCGGAUUUCAGGAUCUCGGUCAAAGGUUAUCUCUUGUAUAAGCAUCAAAAGCCAGCGCGGAGUAGUUACAUCUACCUUGGUGGCGAAAAACCCGCGAUCGCGACGGGCUUCACGGAAAUGGUGGCUGACGAUGAGGCCGACCGCAGAACGGUGGAGAAAGCGGAAAUUCGAAAGGCAUAUACCUUUGGCGGAGAAAAGGUUACGUUUUCAGCUGAAGAGACGCAGCAACUCCGCAAUUGGGGCGAACCGGUGAUCAGGGUGAUUGGGUUCAAGCCGAUGGCGAGGCUGCCGAUGUGGGCAAACAUAAAGAACUCAACCUUUCUGUAUCCGUCUGAAGAGGACUUUGUUGGCAGCACGCGGGUGUAUAGUGCGUUGCACCGCAAGCUGUGCAAAGACAAAUUGUUCGCAGUUACAUGGUUUGUGCCGAGAAAGAAUGCGGUCCCAGUCAUGGCUGCUAUGGUCCCAACAUUGUCGGCCGAGGACAGCGAGGACAAGUCCAAUCCCGCAGGAGUCUCUGCCACGGGUGCGCCCCAGGGGUUGCAUCUCAUACCACUUCCGUUUGCGGAUGAUGUCCGACAGAAUCCGCCCUCAACACAUGAAACGCCAGUUCGGGCGCCAGAUGAGCUCGUCGAUGCCAUGAGGCCGAUCGUCCAGCAACUGAACCUUCCUAAGGGCAUAUAUGACCCCUCUAAAUACCCGAAUCCCAGCCUGCAAUGGCAUUACCGCAUUCUUCAAGCCCUCGCCCUGGACGACGAAAUCCCCGAGAAGCCGGAGGACAAGACGAUACCAAAAUAUCGCCAGAUCGACAAGAGAGUGGGUGUGGAGGCGAUAGAAUGGGGCAAGGUCCUGGAAACAAGCUUCCGACGAUACCUAGAGGACAAUCCCGAUGCCGCCUCCACAGGAUCAAAGCGUCCUCCGAGCAACGGGACCACAGCCCAGUCUACGAAGGCAGGCGCAGGCAAAAAGGUCAAAUGGGAAGAUGGCAGUAAAGGGAUUGAUGAGGCGCAGAUCAGACAGCUUUGGCAGAAGGGUCAGCUUGCAAAACUGACAGUUGCCGAGUUGAAGGAGUUUGCCGCAACGGUGAAGAUUCCUGUCACGGGCAAAAAGGCAGAUAUCGUCGAGAAGAUCGAAGGCUGGCUGGAGAGCAAAUGA
Messenger RNA from Cladophialophora yegresii CBS 114405, 2064 nucleotides. RefSeq names its product ATP-dependent DNA helicase 2 subunit 1. Gene Ontology annotation, biological process: double-strand break repair via nonhomologous end joining; cellular response to gamma radiation; cellular response to X-ray. The coding region runs from base 1 to 2064 and encodes 687 amino acids. Gene Ontology annotation, molecular function: telomeric repeat DNA binding; damaged DNA binding; double-stranded DNA binding. Gene Ontology annotation, cellular component: Ku70:Ku80 complex; nucleus. The record is from RefSeq and is a predicted model, not a curated record. Lineage: Eukaryota; Fungi; Ascomycota; Eurotiomycetes; Chaetothyriales; Herpotrichiellaceae. The transcript is spliced from 2 exons.